Messenger RNA from Monodelphis domestica (gray short-tailed opossum), 5550 nucleotides. RefSeq names its product ELAV like RNA binding protein 3 (gene ELAVL3). Gene Ontology annotation, cellular component: ribonucleoprotein complex. The record is from RefSeq and is a predicted model, not a curated record. Lineage: Eukaryota; Metazoa; Chordata; Mammalia; Didelphimorphia; Didelphidae. Gene Ontology annotation, molecular function: RNA binding.
UGGGGCCGGGGCGGGCGGGCGGGCGGGGAGCGGGGACAAGCAGGGCCGGGGCCGGGGCUGGGCGGCGGCUACAGCUGCGGCUGGGGAGGAGCAUAGCUAUUUAUUUUGGGAACCGCAGCUCCCCCUCCCCGGGGCCCCCCCGCCCCUAGCAGCCCAGAGCUAGCUGGGCAGAGCCGGGGGCGUCACCAACUCCCCCCGCUCCCCCCGACGCCGCCGCCCCCCCAACUCCAUCUUCACGCUCUCGCCUCUCCCUCCUCCGCGGCCGCCGCCUCCCAUCAGGGCUGGGCCUCCUGGAUCGCUGCUGCCGCUGCUAUCCUCGGUCCUCCCGAUUAUCCCCCAGUUUCCCAAUCCCGCUUUGAGGGAGCGGCUGCCUCCGGAGUUAACAAGCGGUGAAGCUCAGGCCGCGGGCCUCGCAUGGUGCCGGGGCCUCUGGGCUGACGGACGCCCGAAUCCGGGCCCCCCAGAGCCGCCUCUAGCCAAAACCGCGCCCGCCGGACCCAGAAGAAUGGUCACUCAGAUAAUUAGCACCAUGGAGACUCAGGUGUCCGGCGGCCCCCCCCCUACGGCCCUGCCCAAUGGGCCGCUAGUCAGCACCAACGGAGCCACCGAUGACAGCAAGACCAACCUCAUUGUCAACUACCUGCCCCAGAACAUGACGCAGGAGGAGUUCAAAAGCCUCUUCGGCAGCAUUGGGGAGAUCGAGUCCUGUAAGCUGGUUCGGGACAAGAUCACAGGGCAAAGCCUGGGCUAUGGCUUCGUGAAUUACGUGGACCCCAAUGAUGCGGACAAAGCCAUCAAUACCCUCAAUGGCCUCAAGCUGCAGACCAAGACCAUCAAGGUGUCCUACGCCCGGCCCAGCUCAGCCUCCAUCAGAGAUGCCAACCUGUAUGUGAGUGGCCUCCCCAAGACCAUGAGCCAGAAGGAAAUGGAGCAACUCUUCUCCCAGUACGGGCGAAUCAUCACCUCCCGAAUCCUCGUAGAUCAGGUCACAGGUGUGUCUAGGGGCGUGGGCUUCAUCCGGUUUGACAAGAGGAUUGAGGCCGAAGAGGCCAUCAAGGGCCUGAAUGGGCAGAAGCCGCUAGGCGCCAGUGAGCCCAUCACUGUCAAGUUCGCCAACAACCCCAGCCAGAAGACAGGCCAGGCCCUGCUCACACACCUUUACCAGUCCUCAGCACGACGCUAUGCAGGACCCCUGCACCACCAGACACAGAGGUUCAGGCUCGACAAUUUGCUAAACAUGGCCUAUGGCGUCAAGAGUCCCCUGUCGCUCAUCGCCAGGUUUUCGCCCAUCACCAUCGACGGCAUGAGUAGCCUGGCGGGUGUGAGCCUGUCGGGGGGCGCAUCGGGCGCUGGCUGGUGCAUCUUCGUCUACAACCUGUCCCCGGAGGCAGACGAGAGCGUCCUGUGGCAGCUGUUCGGGCCCUUCGGGGCCGUGACCAACGUCAAGGUCAUCCGCGACUUCACCACCAAUAAGUGCAAGGGCUUUGGCUUCGUGACCAUGACCAACUACGACGAGGCCGCCAUGGCCAUCGCCAGCCUCAACGGCUACCGCCUGGGUGACCGCAUCCUGCAGGUCUCCUUCAAGACCAGCAAGCAGCACAAGGCGUGAGCGCCGGUGGGUGGGCCGGUGGGCCGGGUGGGCUGGGCUGGGCUGGGCGGGCCAGGGCAGCAGAUAGGCCGGGGUGGAGCGGGUGGGCAGGGCCGAGGAACUGAGCGGGGCAGAGCUCGGGGAGGUGAGGGGGAGGGGGCACUGACCAGGCUCACGGAUGGACAGGUGGACGUCUGAGCAGACCUCCACCCCCACCCCCACGGAGAAGGAAGCAGCCACCCAAACUUAGGUCGCCCUCCUGACUCUCCCACCCCGACCCCUAACCUGCCCCAGCAGCAGCCCUUGGCCCCACCAGUGUUAGCCCUGGCCCCGCCGCUGUUCCCACGGGAACGCCCCUCCCCUUUCCCCCGCUCCCCUACCUGGUCCCCCUGCUCCCUGCUCCCCCUCCCCCCCUCCCUUGCAGCGUGACAUAUGUCAACUGACAGACAGGAGGACACGCUGCAGCCACUGCUGCUAGGGGCGGGGCGGGGGAUGGGGGGGUGCCAGAACCUUCCUCUCCGGACUGGAACCCGGAGGGUGGGAUGAAUGGGCCCCUCCCCUCCCUGCCCCAGAGCCUCCCGGGAGACUAGGGAGCUGGGAAAGCACUGGCCUUAGAGAGGGACUGGGGGUGGGCCCCUCCUGAACCCUCCCUCUUUCUUGGCCCCCCACCCCAGAUACUGGCUCACUGGCUCACUCUCUCUCCAGCUUCCUGAGCCCUUGAGCUCUGGGUUUCAGUCAUUCUGAAAGUUUUUUCUUUUAUUUUGGCAAAACAAAAACCGAAGACACAGAAACCUGGUGGUUUGGCCGGGGCUGGGGAGUCAGAGGAAGUGGGGGGUCAGGGCCCCCCAUUAUCUUGGGCAGAUCCUGCCUGGGACCCCUGCCUUUCCAGGCCCCGGGACCAGGAGGGGUAAGGAAGGCAAAGGAACAGGUUUAAAAAUCCCCAAAAAAAGAGACCUUGAGAAGGGGGCCUGGCCCCAGGAGAUGGUGGGAGGCGGGCGGGGGGGUAGGAGCUGAAAACAGAAACACAAUGGAAAAAAAGGGGAAAAAAAAGAAAACUCUAUUUUUGUAAAAAGGGAAAAAGACCUUGUGGAGAAUUUUUACUGGGGAUUCUUGAACUUGACAAAAAAAAAGACAAAAAGACAAAAAAAAUGAGAGGCUUUUUGGCAGGUGAGGCUGAUGGGGCUGAGGUUGGGGCCUGGAUGGGGAGGCGAAGGGGUGCUCUCCAGGGCACCCCAGGAGUGUCACACACCUGAGGUACACACAGACACACACAUACACACACACACACAGACACACACACACACACACACACACACACCUGGGGGCCAGUGGUCACAGGGGAUCCCAUCCACAUAUCCCAGACUCUUCACCAAGCAGACUUGCAGACACAUCCACAGACACUCACUCUCUGCUCAUUUCCCUUUCCAGAAACUGCCUCGAGGUUCCCUUCAAGGGAGCCCCCAAUGGAAGGACUUAACAUACUAGCUCAGAACUAACCCUUGGGGCCAGACCAGGGACCAGAGGGGCACCAGCCUCCCUGGGCACGGCCCCCAGGGGCCAAAGGUCCUUGCUCCCCAGCCCCAGCCAUCUCCUCCUCCCCUUGUGUCAGCUCCUGGGCCCCUGGCCUCAGGUCAGAGCACGGGAGCCGGGCAGCCUCCCGAUGGGGCCCAGGCCGGGUCCUGGUGACUUCAGGCCAGGGCCUGUGCUUGGGCUCCUCCUGGGGGAGCCUGGGAGACUGAGGCAGAGUGCGGAGGCCGGGCCCUUUCUCCCUCUGCCACUCCACCGGCUCUCCCUAGAAGCGGUGAGGCUGGGGCCAGUGCCAAGAGGGGCGAAGAGCCCAGACCUCAGCCCUCACGGGGCAGGGCUGUGGGAGCAACGACCAUAUCGUUUGGGAAGAACGUCGUCGCUCCCCUUAAGCAGCGGGAGUCGGGACGGGAGGGAGCUCAUCCCCCAAACCCUGUGGUCCCAAAGGCAUAGGGUCAGUGCCGGCCACUCCCCUCAGCUACACAGUCCUGGCCUCCCAGACCCCAAUCUUCCAUCCCUGGGCAGCCGCCUCCCUCCCGUUCCCCAGAGAACAAGCCCUGGCCCUGGUGCUGUGGGGGCCCGAGCCGGCCCCACCUCCCAUCCAAACCCACCUUCCGGAAACCAUACAAAGAGGGAAGUAGACACACCUGACCUCUCCCGCCCCGACACGCUCCCACCUAGGUCCCUCCCAAAGCUCUCCUUGGUUCCGGGGAACUGAGGCAGCCCCCAGGCCCAGGCCCUGACCCUGGCCCAUCCCCUCCAGCCUUCCUCUCCCCGCCUCGCCUCCCCUCCCCUCCCGUCUGGAAUGUGCAUUUCUAGUUUCUGUUUUUUCGUUUCUACAAAAGCGAAGACCGCGGCCUGGCCCUGGCCCCCUUGGUCUGCGGGCUCGGCGCUCCCCCGCUGGGGAAGCCCAGCUCGGCCUCAGUUCAGUGAGACACCAUUCACCCGAGUCAGCUUCUUCCUUGUUUCCUGUUAGGCGUUAGUUUGGGGCCCGGCCCCCCUCCCCGCGCUCCCUCCGUCCUGUGCUCCCCCAGUGUUCGUAGGCGUCUGUGGAGCUUCUGCUGCGAGAAAAAACAAAAUAAAAAAAACAAAAAAAACAAAAAAAGACAAAAACAAAAAAGCAAACAAAAAAGCAAACCGCAACAACAACAAAAACCCUAUAAAAAUGAGAGAGAGAAACUGGCACCAAUAACUCUUACUACACCUUUUUGCAGAAUUUAGCUUCUUGUAGUUUUAACUUAUUGUUAACUUAACUAUUUAUUAUUAUUCCGGCCGCGUGAGGACAUUUGUGUAUAUUUCUGUUCCUUCAUCCUAUCCGCAAGUUAAAGGACAGAUUUUUUAAUUUGCUGAGAAGUGGUUUAUGCCUAAUUUAUUUAUCCAAGGGAACAAAAGUGUCGUUGGAUGAGAAUGAUUCCAGUAACUGCAGUGAGCGGCCGGCCGGCCACGGGGCCCACGAGUGGCCAGGCCGGCCCAGGUGGGCAGCGAGCGGGUGGCAGGAUCCGGACGGUUCUUCGGUGGGGUUUUCGAUGUGCUCUAUGAUUUUGCUCUUGUCUUGUUGGGUACUUUUUUCAGUCCUCAUUCUAUUAGCUGGUGAAGACUUAAGCUUGUUGUUUAUCUACACGGAUCUAUUUAUUCUUGUGAAUUUUCUAACCCCACCCUCCUUCUCCCCAGACCCAGAGCAGGGUGGACCCUGAGGGAAGGAGGGAUAGGAGAGGCCCCCUCCCUACCCCAUCCAGGCCCAGCCCCAGGAGUCCCCCCCUUGGCCCUUGGCUCUCCCCUCCUCUCUCCCCGUUUCUUGGGGCUUUUCCCCCUCUGCCCUUGACACGUGUGAGCACGUAUGUGCACACGUGUGUGCAGCGUGUCCUGAGGCUUCUCGGAGCAAUAAGGGCGGGCUGGGGGCUUGGGGGGGGCAGCGGGGGCCCUGAGGGCCGGGCUCUGCUGAGCAGGAGAGAGGUGCCCCCUCCCCGCUCCCCCCUCCCCCCAAUUCCCAUUCCCCAGGCAGAGCCCCCUCCCCCCCAGCCUGGCUCUCCCCAUCCCCUCCCCACCCACACAGCUUGGGAUAUUUUUUUCUAAAACUAAACUAAACUCAGCCAGGCUCCCACGGCCAGGCCCUCUCCUUCCUCCAGGCAGUGGCUGGGGCUCCCCAGAGGGGAGAGGAGGGGGCCCCUGGUCUUCCACAUCCCUGGAGGGGGCUGGCAGGUAGGAGGGGGCCCUGCCCACUCCUCCUCACUUCAUCCUGUUAUUUAUUCGGAUGGUUUCAAAUCAUGACAGAGUAAAUGUUGGAGGAUCAAAAAAAACUGUAAAAAGAAAAAAACACUUUGCGUUGAGUUUAGACUAUUUAUUAUGGGAUUACAGGCCUGACGCUGUAACAGACUUUUACAUGGAAUCGUUGGAUUAUUUGUACUUUUCAUGCCAGAAAAUAAAAGUUCAGAAUCUUA